AAUCGAGCGGGCCGCCCUCCCUGGCAGGGCUCGACCUAAGCUGUGUCUUGGGAGGAACAAACAGAACAACACGAAAACGAAGCACACUGUAUAGGUCGAGCUCUGCUUCCUGCUCCCUGGUUGGAUGUGAGGGUUUGCGCGUCGUGUCGCACAUCCUUGCCGACUGGCGCGCUCAUGUCGUCGAAGAAGGCGUACCUGCUCGCUUACAACGGGGCCUGCUGCGCCGGCUGGGCGUACUGCACCUUGCGCGCCGCGUCCCUGGUGGCCUCCGGCGCGGAGCCCGGCCGCGUGUGGGAGGCGUGCGGCCAGGUGCUCACUGUGUUCCAGACCCUCAUGGUGGCAGAGAUCGUCCACUCGAUUAUCGGCCUGGUUCCGAGCCCCGUCAUGACCGUAGUGAUCCAAGUUGGCUCUCGCAUAUUUGUGCUCUGGGGGCACACGGCGAUGGUGCCGGAGUGCCAGCAGCACUGGUCGUCCAGCAUGAUGAUGAUUCUCUGGGGUAUUGCUGAGGUGGCGAGGUACCUCUUCUAUUUCACGAAUAUUUUGGGAACGGUGCCAUAUCCCAUAUUCUGGUUGAGAUAUUCGUUAUUCAUAGUGCUGUACCCCACGGGCAUCAGCGGGGAGAUCAUGCAGGUGCUCAUUGCCAUGGGCGCGCACUGGAAGACGAGCUUCCCGCUGUGGUACCGGAUAUGCAUCAUCGCCCUCUUGCUGGGCUACGGGCCAGGCAGCCCCUUUAUGGUCUGGAACAUGUGGGUCACCCGGAAGCGCAGCUUCAAGAAGCUCGCCGCCUCCAAGGCCCCGAAGCAGGCUGUCGCGGGCGUGGUCUGGCCGCUGACGAAGGCCGGCGACCGCUCCUCCACCGCGACCAAUCGCGGCAUCCUGGCGACGGCCGUGGCCGCGGGGCCAGGAGGCGCGGAGGCAGCCGAGAAGGUCCGGAAGGAGAAGAACUGGCGCUUCGGCUACGGCAAGCACUUCAGGGCGCACGUGUCCCGGUGCCUCGAGUCUGCCGACGGCUGCCUUGCCAUGGCGCGCGCAGGCCUGGCGUCCGCCCAGGAGGAGUUCCGCUUCGUGCGGGAGGGGCACCCGGAGACGUCCCUCCAGGA
This is a messenger RNA of Prorocentrum cordatum, 1100 nucleotides long. The record is from the annotation of a GenBank genome assembly. NCBI's taxonomy places the organism in Eukaryota, Dinophyceae, Prorocentrales, Prorocentraceae.